UACUCUAAGACUGACUACAGUUAAUAGCCAUGUCCUGAUGUUGCCAUGUCCUGAUGUUGCCAUGUCCUGAUGUUGCCAUGUCCUGAUGUUGCCAUGUCCUGAUGUUGCCAUGUCCUGAUGUUGCCAUGUCCUGAUGUUGUCAAGCCAAACGAUCACGAUUAUGAACAUAUACUGUUACUCGUGCUUUGACUUUCCCAGGUGUGCGGGAAGUCGUUCAACAGAAUGUACAACCUGCUGGGUCACAUGCACCUCCACGCCGGCUCCAAACCCUUCAAGUGUCCUUACUGCUCCUCCAAGUUUAACCUGAAGGGGAACCUCAGCCGACACAUGAAGGUCAAACACGGCAUGGACAUCUCACCUGACGGACAAGAUGCUCUUCCUGAGAUGGAGGGCCAGGGCCACUAUGAGGAGGACAACUUUGACUUUGGGACCUCAGGGGCAAACAACAACAUGGAUAAUGGAGGCUCCCAGAACCUCACCAAGCUCACCACGGCCAACAUGGACGACAUGGACAACUAUUACAACUUUGGGAAGGAUACAGCUAACUACAACACGUCUUGAGCAGUAGGAGAAAAGUGUUAAUGGACUACAGACCAUUAGACACCAUGGAUUAAUGGAGAAGAGACCAUGGGUUAAUGGUGUAUUAACUGCAGACCAUGUGUUAAUGUAGAGGAGACCAUGGGUUAUUGGUGGACUAACUACAGACCAUGGGUUAUUGGUGGACUAACUACAGACCAUGGGUUAUUGGUGGACUAACUACAGACCAUGGGUUAUUGGUGGACUAACUACAGACCAUGGGAAAACAGAAAGGAAAAUGCCACACUGCUGCUCAUGCUCCCAGCUGAUAUUUAUUUAUAACGUUUCCACCCUUAGGUCUUCAUCAGGUAUCCAGGACCUAAUGGUGGAAAGAUUGUUAUAAAUAAAUAUCUGGGAGCAUGAGCAGCAGUGUGGCGUUUCCCUUUCUGUUUUCCAUGAGUUUACCUAUAACUCCAGCACCUGUGGAAAGUACCUGGAUGUGUGUAUGUUCUUCAGCUUUUGUUAAUGGAGAGGAGACCAUGGGUGGGGAACAGACAACAUGGCUGCCGUGCUGUGGCAGUGAGAGAGACUGGGUUAGGGCGUGCUGUGGCAGUGAGACUUGGUUAGGGCGUGCUGUGGCAGUGAGCGAGACUAGGUUAGGGCGUGCUGUGGCAGUGAGAGAGACUGGGUUAAGGUUAGGGCGUGCUGUGGCAGUGAGACUAGGUUAGGGCGUGCUGUGGCAGUGAGAGAGACUAGGUUAAGGUUAGGGCGUGCUGUGGCAGUGAGACACGGGGAGGGGGUUCAUGGACUCUUUAAGAACCAGAACUGACCUGUCCUGAUGGAGGGGCAGGACAUGCACUUCAACAGCCAAUCCAUGCCACCCGUCUCUGAUAGAAGUGACUCUGAGACUGACAAUUGGGUCUAGAAGUCCUUUGGGAUAUUCUACCAGUCAUGAU
Molecule: messenger RNA, 1472 nt
Organism: Oncorhynchus masou masou (cherry salmon)
Lineage: Eukaryota; Metazoa; Chordata; Actinopteri; Salmoniformes; Salmonidae
Product: zinc finger protein 710-like
Exons: 2
Coding region: 223-561 (112 amino acids)
Biological process (GO): regulation of transcription by RNA polymerase II
Cellular component (GO): nucleus
Molecular function (GO): DNA-binding transcription activator activity, RNA polymerase II-specific; RNA polymerase II cis-regulatory region sequence-specific DNA binding
Source: RefSeq, a predicted model, not a curated record